Messenger RNA from Theobroma cacao (cacao), 2543 nucleotides. The record is from RefSeq and is a predicted model, not a curated record. Lineage: Eukaryota; Viridiplantae; Streptophyta; Magnoliopsida; Malvales; Malvaceae.
AAAUUUGUAAAAGAAAAAAAAAAGUACACUUUCUCAAAAUUCCCUCCCAAAACGAAUUUAACAAGUUGCCUCACCGUUUAGAUUCUGUAGUAAUUCUCCGAUGACUCUCUCAAACGGAGCUUCGCUAAUGGAAAUCGAUAACGAUCAAAAACAAGAAGAAGAAGAUGAAGAGGAUCCGUUUCUCGCGUUUAUCGAUUACGCGAGGUCGGUGCUAUCCCCCGAUGAAGACGACGAUCCGAGUGGAAAUGAAGCGGGUAAUAGUGGGCCCGGAUGGAGCUGGACCGUGUCUCGGAUCCUCAAAACUUGUAUUUCUUACUCAAGUGGAGUCACUGCGGCUAUUCUGCUCUCCGAUGUCUCUCAGGCGUGGAGUGAGCAACGCAGGGCAGGCGCUCCGAAGAGAAGGCCGGAGAUUAUAAAUCAGCUGAAAAGGAAACAUAGGAGAACGAAGCUUCCGAACAUGGUUACAAUUGACUCUAUAUAUGAGAAGAAUUUCUUGUCCUUAGGUAGCGUUUUGGAAGCUGUGAUUGUGGACGCUUUUGUUCUCCCAGGCACUAACAUUUACAUGCUUACUUUGGGGGAUUAUUGGAGUUCCAAAACCAUUGAUCUUUAUCUUCAUCGUAGAUACUAUGACUUGGUGGAUAGUCCCAAUGGGAUUUUGAAGAAAGAGAGGGAGGUUUUUGUCACAGGUUGCUAUCUUCGAACUGCCAGAGAAGGAUCUGGUAGCCCACGGUUAUUGCCAACGGAAUAUCUUGUUAUAUUAUUGGAUGAGGAUCUGGAUGAUGAUGCGAUCCUGAUAGGAGCGCAGUUUUGCUCAGAUUCUUUCUCCUCCAUUUCUCUUGAUGCAGUCAAGAAUGAUGUUUCUUAUUCAUUAUAUGCUAGGAUUGAAUCUAUUGGAUCACUGGAAAUUCUGGGAAAAUGUGGUAGUUUACAGAGGAAGCAAAUUACUCUUGUUGAUAAUGAUGGAGUAAAACUAAAAUUUCUUUUGUGGAAUGAGCAGGUAAUCCUAGCCAAUCUUUUCAGUGUUGGAAGCAUGCUUGCACUGGAUAGACCAUAUAUUGCUAGUUCAGCAGAUAGUGCUGUUGAAACAAGUGAUGAGCUUUGUCUAGAAUAUGGGACUGCAACACAAUUAUUCUUAGUACCUUUUGUUCACCAUGAGGAACAAGUUUGUCUAUCAUCAACGCAAAAUUGUAAUCAAGGAUCAAGGCUGCAUGCUGCAGUUGAUCCCACUCCAGGUCCCAGAGUUUCUCAAGUGAUCGUGCCCUGUGAUUCUCAAGGGUCUAUUGACUUCAGUAAUUAUCCUUUUCAGUCAUUUGUAGCGGACCUCCGGGAUAAGAUGACUGGCAUCAGUCUCUACGGUGUGGUUACAGACAUAUUUCGGGAAAGAAAAACUGCAGAAGUUAUUUUCUCAUUAAAAAUUGAGGAUGUGACUGGAGCAAUUUGGGCAAAGCUACAUUUCUCUCAAUCUUGGUCAUUGGGAAGAGUAAGCCCUGGACACAUGGUGUAUAUUUCUGGCUUGACGUGCUCUAAGACAAAACAAAAUUGCUUUGAAGUAUCAUGGUUUGAGAAGGAUGUUGGAGCUUCUUUCAUCAACCUUAGUUGCUUGCCAGCAUUACUAAACUCGUCAUGUCUUCACAAGCUAUCACGCCUUUCUGAUCUCUCAAGCAAGAGGAGCUCUAUGCAUGUAUGGAUUGCUGAUGAUAUAUGUCGAGUUUGGGUUGAUCAAGUUGAUCAUUAUCAUGUUACUACAAGAUUUUCACAUGCUUCAUGUGGGCAUUUUGUUAAAGGAAUGCCUAGCGGCGUAGUCAAAUGCAGUUUCUGUCACUGUAAUUGUGAUGCUGAACUUGUGCGUGUUUUCUACCUGAAAAUCACCCUUGCAGAUGAGACCGCAAAAAUUUUUGCAUGGUGUACUGGUCAAACUGCAAUGGAGUUGCUUCAAAUAUCACCUGAUGAAUUCUGUGAGUUGCCUGAGGAUGAGCAAGUCAUGUAUCCUUCUUCACUAGAGAACGAGAGGUUCAAGGUUGCAUUAGUGAAUUGCAAGAGGCAAGGAUAUGGAGCUUCUGACAGUCUAACCCCAGAGGCUGAUGCAGUUUCAUGGGAGAUCACUCGUGCACUCAAGUAUGAAUAGGGCUUUGUUCGUGCGGAGAAGGGAGAAAGAAAGGAGUAUCGUACGUGCGUACCAGGUUCCCAAUACAAGAAAGACGGGGAUCGGAAGCUGAGAGUUCUGCUUUGAAUUGCUGCUUGCCUUGAUCAAUAUGAAGAGUGAUAUAUCUGCAAUUUCAUGAUAAAAAUAAAAAUUGGCAUGGUUACAGAUCUACGGCUUGCAAAAGGAUGACAUACACGGAGGCUCGUCCUUCCCUACAGUAUCUAUCUAGGUAAGUUUUAAUUCGAUAUUAAAGGUUAGGCGUUGCUUUAUGCAUGUAAGAACUCUGCUUUUGCCGCCUAGAAUAUUAAUAUAAGGGGAUAGGAUUAGGCGGAGAUAAAGGUGAAACGAACUUGCAGUCCUACAAAACCCAAAGCCAACGGCAGACCACGAGUCCUUAUUA